AUGUUGACUGUCCAUAAAAUGCAGUUUAGCGUCUUCUUGCUGUUGUGGGGAUGGGUUUUGUCUACUGAAUGCAGAGUUCACCGGCAAGGAAAAGAAAUACAUGAGGUAUAUAAGAAGGGCAGUCAACCGCAAAGACAGAGACGAGAAACACACAAGCAAGGCAGGUAUGCUACUAAAAACAUAUCCCCAAUACUAAAACGAAGCCCUGACAUCACCAAAUCACCGCUAACCAAGUCAGAACAACUUCUGAGAAUAGAUGACCAUGAUUUCAGCAUGAGACCAGGUUUUGGAGGCCCUGCAAUUCCUGUGGGAGUAGAUGUACAAGUUGAGAGUCUGGAUAGUAUUUCAGAGGUGGAUAUGGACUUCACCAUGACCCUUUAUCUGAGACACUACUGGAAAGAUGAAAGACUGUCCUUCCCAAGCACCAACAACCAAAGCAUGACAUUUGAUGGCAGGCUAGUGAAAAAAAUUUGGGUUCCUGACAUGUUCUUUGUACAUUCCAAGCGCUCCUUUAUCCAUGACACCACCACUGACAACGUCAUGCUACGGGUCCAGCCAGAUGGGAAGGUACUUUAUAGCCUCAGGGUCACAGUAACUGCAAUGUGCAACAUGGAUUUCAGUCGCUUCCCCCUGGACACACAGACGUGUUCACUGGAAAUUGAAAGUUAUGCCUACACUGAAGAUGAUCUAAUGCUGUACUGGAAGAAUGGGAAUGAUUCCCUUAAAACAGAUGAGAGGAUAUCGCUAUCCCAGUUCCUUAUACAGGAGUUUCACACCACCACAAAGCUUGCCUUUUACAGCAGUACAGGAUGGUACAAUCGCCUGUACAUUAACUUCACUUUACGCCGCCAUAUCUUCUUCUUCUUGCUGCAAACCUAUUUCCCUGCCACUUUGAUGGUCAUGCUGUCCUGGGUGUCUUUCUGGAUUGAUCGCAGAGCUGUACCUGCCAGGGUCCCUUUAGGAAUAACUACGGUACUGACCAUGUCUACAAUCAUUACUGGUGUAAAUGCCUCCAUGCCUCGAGUUUCCUACAUCAAAGCUGUGGACAUUUACCUCUGGGUCAGUUUUGUGUUCGUCUUUCUCUCAGUGUUGGAAUAUGCAGCAGUGAACUACCUGACAACAGUGCAAGAGCGGAAGGAGAGGAAGCUGCGAGACAAACUUCCUUGUACUUGCGGACUACCUCAGCCCCGGCCCAUGAUGAUGGACGGCAGCUACAGCGAUGGAGAUGUGAAUGAACUGGGACACUAUGUGUCUGAGAACGGAGAUAAACCAGACAGAAUGAUGAUGCAGCUGACACUUGGUUCUGAAAGGAGUUCAAGCAGGAGGAAAAGCCAGAAAUACGUCAGCAUGCGCAUCGACACCCAUGCCAUUGACAAGUAUUCCAGAAUAAUAUUCCCAGGCUCAUACAUUUUAUUUAAUUUGAUAUACUGGUCCAUUUUUUCAUAA
Chelonoidis abingdonii (Abingdon island giant tortoise) is the source of this 1446-nucleotide messenger RNA. RefSeq names its product gamma-aminobutyric acid receptor subunit rho-1. The record is from RefSeq and is a predicted model, not a curated record. Gene Ontology annotation, biological process: monoatomic ion transmembrane transport. Gene Ontology annotation, cellular component: membrane. NCBI's taxonomy places the organism in Eukaryota, Metazoa, Chordata, Testudines, Testudinidae. Gene Ontology annotation, molecular function: GABA-A receptor activity; extracellular ligand-gated monoatomic ion channel activity.